AUGACUAUCGACGCAGAAAAGGCCGCUCCCACCGGCGUCGACGUCCCGGUCGUCGACGGGAGAAAGAACUCUCUGCGAGCCGGGAGCAUCGACGACAUCACGGUGCUGGACAAGCUGGGCUACAAGCCCGAACUGAAUCGCAACCGAUCCAUGGCGACGCUGUUGUUUCAGUCCUUGGCCAUCGCCGCCAUCCCCUACGGCGAGGGUGGUCCCCUGAUUUCCGCCAUCUACGGUGGAGGCCCGCUCGCCAUGUUCGUCGGCUGGAUCUGUGUGCUCGUCCUGGACGAAUGCGUUGCUCUCUCCCUGAGUGAGCUGGCUUCGAGAUAUCCGACCUCAGCGGGACCAUACUAUUGGUCCUUCCAACUGGCCUCCAAGGGCAAGACCACUUUGUCGUUCAUCACCGGGUGGACGUGGCUUAUAGGCAACUGGACAAUCACCCUUUCGGUCAAUUUCGGAUUCGCGUCGCUUAUCGUUGCGACGGUUGCCAUGUAUCACCCCGACUGGGUUGCGAAGGACUGGCAGUUGCUCUUGAUCUUCUACGCCAUCUGCUUGAUGACGCUGGUCAUCUGCACCUUCGCAAACCGGUUCCUGCCCAUGGUCGACACGAUCUGUGCGGGCUGGACGGCCCUGAGCAUCAUUAUCAUCCUCAUCGCGCUCUCGGUCAAGGCAGACGUCGGGAGACACAGCGCAGGCUACGCGCUCGGCCACUACGACAAGUCGUUCUCAGGGUGGGGAGGCUUCACGUUCUUCAUCGGUCUGCUCCCCGCGGCAUACACAUUCUCGGCCAUUGGCAUGAUUUCAGCCAUGGCUGAAGAGUGCUCCAAUCCCACCGUCAAAGUGCCGACCGCCAUCAGUCUCUGUGUGCCUGUGGGUGGCUUUGCGGGCUUGUUCUUCAUCUUGCCGAUCUGCUUCACCCUCCCUCCCCUGGAAGAGGUCAUCAACGCGCCGUACGGUCAGGCGCUCCCCUUUAUCUUUCACACGGUUAUGGGAACACCUGGAGGUGGGCUGGGCCUCAUCUUCCUCGUCUUGAUGAUCACGUUGUUCUGCAGCAUCAGCAUCACCGUGGCCGCAUCGCGGUGUACGUGGGCGUUCGCUCGGGAUGACGCCAUCCCACUGUCUCGCCUCUGGUCCAAAGUCAAUGGCAAACUCGGAGUGCCGGUAUAUGCACUGCUGCUCACGACCGUGGUGCAAAUGCUGCUCGGACUGAUCUACCUUGGGUCAUCGUCGGCUUUCCUGGCGUUCGUGUCAGUCGGUGUUAUUGGGCUGGCCGUGUCGUAUGCGAUCCCCAUUUCAAUUAGCGUUCUGCAUCGACGCAAAGAAGUUUCGACGGCGCGUUGGAACUGUGGUCGGAUCAUCGGCCCCAUCGCCAACACGGUGGCUCUGUGCUGGAUCGGGUUUGAGGUGGUGCUGUUCAGUAUGCCCACGGCCUUGCCGGUCACGGUGGUGACGAUGAACUACGCCAGCGUCGUGUUUGUCGGGUUCAUGUUCAUCUCGGCUGUGUGGUACUUUGUCUACGCUCGGAAAGCGUACAAGGGACCCCCGGCGUCCGACGGUAUCACUGUUGAGUGA
Fonsecaea erecta is the source of this 1569-nucleotide messenger RNA. RefSeq lists its product as hypothetical. The transcript has 3 exons. The record is from RefSeq and is a predicted model, not a curated record. Bases 1 to 1569 code for a protein of 522 amino acids. Gene Ontology annotation, molecular function: transmembrane transporter activity. Gene Ontology annotation, cellular component: membrane. Gene Ontology annotation, biological process: transmembrane transport. NCBI's taxonomy places the organism in Eukaryota, Fungi, Ascomycota, Eurotiomycetes, Chaetothyriales, Herpotrichiellaceae.